AUGAGCGAGGACUACAAAAAAGCCCAAGACCGACUUGCCCAAGAAGCCAAAGAUCCGUCUCAGAAUGAAAUCCAGACCGGAGGUACGCAAAGCUCAAUGCUCAAAGAGCGACCGAGGAAACGGGAGAUGCGGGCCCCGGAAUUCUGCGACUGCGGCGAGCAUUCUCGUACCUAUCCGACGCAAGCAGGUCGAUCAGGGUUUCGCAUCAGGUUAGCCCCCCUAGCGGCCCGGAAAGAUCCUCAACAUACUGCUCGCUCUGUUGAUGCAUCCAAUUCAAAGGACAAGGUGGCAACCCCGCAGGCGACGCACUGUGGGCGAUGCAAGAAGCUGAAGGUGCCCAAAAGCCGUCGGCCAGCUUUCCUAAAGAAAUGGCACCAAGACAAUAGCAGGUCGAGCGAAGACAAUGAUGGCGACGAUGAAGAAGUGCCACCUCGACCAGUUCCUGACAUGAACGAUCAGGCGCAGGACGGUGUCCACGGGAAUGAAGAGAUCGCCGCGGAUGGUUCUACCAUUGAAGGCAGAAGCAGAGUCGAUGAGCCACAGCCCUCUAUGGAGAGUAGUGCUACCGCCAUCGCCUUCCAAUCUUCGGGCGAAGUACCAGGUACGACAGCUAUCGAGGCAACUCAAGUCACCAUCACUCCAUCAUCUGCUGCGUCUCCUCAGACAGAGACCACGAACGAGCAAGCUUCGGCAGCCGCCCCCUCCGCUCCACCAGAGUCGCUGUCAACUGGGGUCUCUAGCCCACAAGCGAUAGCAUAUUCCUCCGAGGAUCCUGCUAUUUCCCUGGAGGGCGGAGCGCAGAUAUCGGAGAGGGAAGAUAUGUCCAAACGACCAGCCGAGGAACCGGUAGAAGAUCGCCCGGCGAAACAUCAGCGCAUCGAUAUUGAUCUGACCGGAGAUGAUGUCGCAAUGGUGAAGACCGAGCACAAGGCUGAAGGCAAGGGCAAGAAUAUGCUCAAGACGCAGGAGAUCAACGACAAAGAAGAGCUCGAGGCGCGGCUCCAAGACAUUCGGAUGCGGAAGGAAGAGCUGCAGCUGAAACGUGAAGAAGCGGAAGUGCAGCGCCAGUUAAGAGAGCUGGAGAAGAGGGCAGGAAGGCCGACUCGGGAGAGCGGUGGCAUUAUCAAGAUCGAGGACUGA
This is a messenger RNA of Lecanosticta acicola, 1140 nucleotides long. Lineage: Eukaryota; Fungi; Ascomycota; Dothideomycetes; Mycosphaerellales; Mycosphaerellaceae. The record is from the annotation of a GenBank genome assembly.